UAAAUAUAUAAAACCUGGUUAGGUUCUAUAUAUGAUGUAAUUUGAAUCUGCAUCCAUGGACUUCAGUCCUGAGGAGGAGAGAUCUGGGAUUCACAGCGCGGUGAAUCUACACACCAAGCGCAUUAUUACUGCUUACUACACCAUUAUAGAGUCAUCACAGUUGGAAUACGGUCGUGACUGCUUAAUACGCACCGAUAUUGAUAAUUUUCAAUUGAAGAUGCACAAUGACAGUUUAAUGCACAGUUGCCGUAUGCUCCACACAAUAUCAUCAGAUUUGGUUCUUAAUUCGCUUUUGCAUUCCUCUGACCCUGAUCUGAUGCAGCGUUACCAUGAGGAAACUAUUGUUGCAGACACUUUAAGCAAUCUGCGUAAAGAAAUAGAUGAGUUUGACAGCUCGCUUUCUUUGAACUUUUUCGGAUCAAAGCAAAUUUGCAAAAAUUAAU
Messenger RNA from Babesia bovis T2Bo, 443 nucleotides. RefSeq lists its product as uncharacterized. The record is from RefSeq and is a predicted model, not a curated record. NCBI's taxonomy places the organism in Eukaryota, Apicomplexa, Aconoidasida, Piroplasmida, Babesiidae. The coding region runs from base 56 to 442 and encodes 128 amino acids. The transcript has 3 exons.